UGGCGUUUGGAGUAGGCUUGCGCAUUUUAACCUGGAUCUGAAAACCCGAAAAUAACCGAUCGAAAUCGAACCGACAAUUUACAAGUAUUUUUUAGAUCUAAAUUUUUUUACCCGAAAGAACUAGAACCGGAAGAAACCGGUCCGAAUAGACCUAAACCCGAAAAACCGAUCCGGAUAGACCUAGCCUAAUAAGAACUGAUUUGUACCCGACUUAAAAACAUGUAUAUCCAAAACUAUAAUUAUUUGUGUUCUAUUUUAUAUAUAUAAUUUUAUGAUUUAAUUGAAAUAUCUUUUUUUUACAAUAUUUGUUAUUAUUUUGUAAUAUUUUUAAUUAAUAUGAAGAUUUAAAAUGUGAAGUUUAAAGUUUAAAAAUAUUGUAUUUUAAUUAUUAAUAGUUUAAUAUAAGUUAUUUUGUUGUGUUCAAAAAAAAAAAAAUUGUAAACUUUUAGUAUAUGACAAAUAUCGACUAAAUUUUUAUGGAGUUUAGGUAUGCCAUGUUCUCUUUAGAUCAGAGCAUCUCCAACCCCACUCUAUUUUUUACUCUAAAAUAGAGUUUAGAGUAAAAAAUGCUCCAAUGGUAUUCUAUUUCUCACUCUAUAAUAGAGUGAAAAAUAGGUUUACUCCAAAUAUAGAGUAAUUUGUUUUUUCUUUGUUCAUCACUCUAUUUUCUACUCUAAAAUAAAGUACAUUUGGAGCAAAAUCAAAUUCUAUUAUAGAGUUACUCUAUUUUAGAGUAAAAAAUAGAAUAAGCCAUUGGAGAUGGUCUAAAUAUCCGAAUCCGAUUUGAUAUGGACCCGAAAUUAUGGGUAUUUUAUAAGUAUUUUAAUUAUAUAGCUGAACCGACCUGGCCCCAAGAGGAACUAACCAAACCCGAACCGAAAAUUUACAAGUACCUAUUGGAUCCAAAUGUUUAGGAUCCAAAGGAUCCAGACCCGAAAAAAACAUGUCCGAAUCCGACCAGAAGAUCCAAAUACCCAUACUUAGUUUGAAGUUUCUGGUUUUGCACCAAACAAAAAAUUUGAAAAGUCUUGAUAAAUUAAUUAGUCUUUUUUGGAUCAAAAUAAGUAAAUUUAAUAGUUAAAAACACUUAAAUAUUACCAAGACUCUUCGUACCGCAAUCACAUAUCUGAAACCUUGUUACAUAUAUACUUAUGCAUUUAUACAUAAGGACUUAUGCAUUUAUACAUAAGGAACAAGAUGACUUUCAAAGUAUUGUUUGCAAAAUGCAAAGUUCCUAAAAUGUUUGAACAAAAUUUUUUUUUCCUAAAAUGUUUAAUUUGUGGUUUGUUUAUUUUUUUUUCAACAUUUGAGGCUGUAGCUUUAUUUAGAAAAAUAUGUAAAUACUAAUAUGUGUACAACGCAAUUGUAAAACCAAGCUGUAGGCUCUGUCUUCCUUGGAUUUGUUGUUGUUUUUUGGCUUUGGUUAUGUAUCUUUAUUUCCUUAGUCCAAAUUAGUUAAUGGGGAUAAGCGUUUGCUCCAGUCCUUGAAUCCGGGUGGUAACUUAUCUCGUCUGCUUAUGGUUUCGGUAAGGUUGUUCAUCCUUUUCGAUUCUGUGUAAGGUAACAUUCAAAAUAAUAUCAAUUUAAUAGAUGAUUUAAAAAAACUGAGCUUAAGGCAAAUAUAACAACAAUUAUAUUUCAAUUCAAUGCCAUUUCUACAUUACAAAGAUCUUUUGGUUCAUUACCAAUUCAGCUUAGAAACUAAAAGUAGUUUCACUCACAUGAUUAAAGAAACACAAUGAAUAAAGAAAAUAACGAAUAAAUCAUAAUGGAAGGACAUGUCGAGAGCACAUGGUGUUUGGCUUAGUGACAAAUUCCAAGAAAAGUAGAAAUAAUGAUAUGGGAGAGAGAGCAAUAUGCCUUUGUCUCCUUGGCGGUGGUAAGGUGGCUUCGUUAUCACCCGACACCUCCUCUUCAUAACUAUAUACACAUCUCGUCAUGCAGAUAUAUACGACACUUCAAGAUGGAUGGUUUUGUUGUUCCAUCAUUUUCCUGAAAUAAAACAUUAUCGAAAACGUAAAUGUUUGAUGAGACUUUGGGAUCGCACCCAUCUAUUUGAUUCGAAUUAAAAAUUCGAACACUUCAUAUUGUUUUGAUACUAAUUAAUUGUACUAUUAUAAAUUACAAAAUAUUGUGUAAACCAUUUUAAAAACAAAACCUUUUAUUCUGUUUUACGAAAUUUAUGUUUAUAUGUACCAUUUUGAAUCGCUCUACUAACUGUAUUCUUUACGUCAAUUUUUUAUGUAAACAAUUUAUCCAUUAAUCUUAUAUCAUUCGCUUUAUCUAAAAUUCAAACUCGAUUUUUGUGUACAAUUAUUAAUAGUUAAAUCACUGAACUAAAGAAAUUUCACUAUAGGAAAAAGUUAGAGUCACAACUAAGUAGCAAUAGCAAUUGGUUUGAACGGAAUAUUUAUAAUUUUAUAUAAAAUUCAAGCUACAUUUUAAAUAAAUUCCAAUGUAGCUUAAAAUGAAUGACGGAUUGUCCAACUGAUUUUCCAGAAAAUCAAAAUAUAGCAAAAGAAAAAUGUUUUAUCAGAAAUAAAAAAUAUAGAAUGUUAUAUCAAAAAUAAAAUUUUCUACAAAAUAUAUCAAAAAUAAAAUAAAAAUGUUUUAUAAAAAAAUAAUUAAAUGGUUGUUCGAAAAAUUUUAAAUAAUACUUACGAUAUAUUAUAUUACUACUUUUUCAAUAAUAUUAUUAAUAUGUUCUAUUUUACAAAGGACCGUUUUUGUUUAUUAUUAUAUUUAAUCCCUUUUAAAAUAGAUGGUGGAAUAUUUAAAAGUUGAUUUCAAAUACUAUGAGAAAUUAUGAAUUUGAAGACCUUAAAUAUAUGGUAAGAACUAUUUUGAUGGAGCAAUAGUUGCUAUAUAAGUUCUUAGUAUAUGUUACCAAAACUGCUACCAAUUUCAUAUUGUUCUAGCAUACAUCAGUUUUUCAAGAUUUAAAACGUGUUAUAUGACAUCCCAUUUCACUAAUAGGUUCGCCUCUGAUGGGAAUGGUCUAGUUUUGGAGAGAAUUAGGUUUGAAAGUUUUUUACGACACUAAAUUUGUGUGGCUGCCCGGAUAUAAGACCAUAUUUUGAACUUCAUUUGAAAAUCCAGAUAAAAAUUCAUUCGUGAGCUGCAUCUCUUUUAAAGAAUUAGUCUGAACCUUUUCAUAAAACGGAAUACCCCAUGUUAACAAAAAAAAAAUUUAUUUAAAAAAGUCUGCUUUCACAGAGCCAACAACAUAUGCAUUUAAAAUAAAAGAUCAACUUUUAAUUGGAUGUGAAAGGACAGAACAUCAAUAUUGAAAUGGGAAAAGACUGAGAAGUCAGAAUAAAAAGACAAUAAAUGGGGACAUGGGUCCUGAAGAAGAGAGUGUACACAUCAACUUUUACCAUCUUAUUUUGUCUGGUGGCUUUGUGCUUCUUUGGAUUCAAAGCUUGAGACAAACGGAAAUACAUUACUUGGCUACCCAACAACUUCACUUUCUGUGCUCUUGUCACAAUCUCAAGCCCAUUUUUCUUAUCAUCCAACGUAUCAUGAUUCCUUUUGAGAAACUACAACAAAGAGAAAAGAUAGUUCAGCAAUUUGAUACAGACGGGUAGUGUAUAUUAGAAUUAAUAUUGUAUACGCUAUUAAGCUCAGGAUGUUGACAAAUUCAUCUUCUCUUUAUAUUGAACAUGAUUAUGAGCUCCCCUAGCUAGUACACUAAUCAACUUUGUCGACCAUGGGAUCUACAGGUUGGUUUGCGUUUAGUAGCCAAAUGCAAACACAAAAAAUGAGAAAUAUGAUGUUUUUUUUGGCCUGGCUUGAUGGGUCAUUUAUUUACCGAUUUUUUUCAGACUAGACCGGACCAGUCCGCAGGGUUUUGGUCCACCACAACAUCUCAGAAUUUAGCAUAUGCAAUGAGUUAAAAGUCCACCAUAUCCAUUAGAGACCAAACGUUCCUAAUAACCAACCAUUUAUUAUUUUUAUAUGAUCUUAAUUAUCUUUUUUAAUCUUUAAACUUUUUAUCCAUCUACAUACUAGAGAUUCAAGAGAAAACUUCUCCACCGUAAGAUCGUUACAUCCCCCUAAUUGAUAAUGGUCUCAAGAUGGGUCUGUCUUUUAAGGAUCGAUCCAAAUGUCGGAAGCAUGGAGGCAUACUAUAGGACAAUCUUGGCGGCAACCCAUCACUACUCAUCCAUUGCAUCCAACCCAUUCCCUCUCUCCCUCUCUCCCUCUCUCUUCAAUGUAUAUAUAUGUUACAUUACUAUGAUAAGGAGUAAAGGCAAGGAACAUUUAAUCAUCAUCUCCAUUUCUCACCAAUUUUUAUAUCCCACACAUCCUGCAAGUCUGCAAUCUUCACUUUCUUUCUUUUGAAAAAAGCCACAUGUUGAAAUAAACUGAUCUUCACAACCUUCAGAUCCUUCAGUCUAUUCUCAACAAGAUAGAAAAGUGAAAAUAUUCCCAUACUCUUUACAAUAGUUUUAAACUUCAAAUCCUCAUGGACUUUCUCAAAGUUUCUGACAAGACAACAACUCCAUAUAGAAAUAACUCUCUAUUUGGUUUGAGUCAACAACACAUGGAGAUUCAUCCUCAUCCUCAUCCUCAUCCUCAUGUCAUUACUCCUCAUGCAGGAAAUGGAGUUAUGGGAUGUUACUAUUAUUACCCUUUCACGAACGCGCAACUAAAGGAGCUCGAGAGACAAGCGAUGAUCUACAAGUACAUGAUCGCAUCCAUUCCCGUUCCUUUCGAUCUCCUUGUCUCAUCAUCAUCCUAUGCACCUCCCUGUAAUAAUAAAAACGCUGUCGGAGACUUAGAGCCGGGGAGAUGUCGGAGAACAGACGGGAAGAAAUGGAGAUGCUCGAAAGAAGUCGUCUCUAAUCACAAAUACUGUGAGAGACACUUGCACAGAGGCCGUCCUCGUUCAAGAAAGCAUGUGGAACUUCCUUACUCUCGCCCUAUCAACAUCGGUGGUGGUUCCGAGAAAAACAGAGUUCUUAGUUCUAUAAAAGACACAACAGUCGUCGAGCCAAAGGAGGUUUCAUCAGCCCUCGCAAACUACAGAGGACUCGAGAUCUUUCCUGCAUCGGCGUCAAACGAGCAAGAAAACAAGUAUCUGAACUUCAUAGAUGUCUGGUCCGAUGGAGUAAGAUCAUCUGAGAAACAGAGUACCCCUGCUUCUUCUUCUCCCAACGGCAACCCUUCUCUUUACUCGCUUGAUCUUUCCAUGGGAGGAAACAGCUUAAUGGGCCACGAUGAAAUGGGCUUAAGAGUAAUUGGGCCGGGUCGUGAUGAUCCUCACGGGUAUGGACCAUAUGGCGGUGUCGUGUCUUCUUCACUAGAUGAGAUGUCGAGAUGGCUUGCUUCCACUUCCGCCACGCCCGGGGGACCAUUAGCGGAGAUACUGAGGCCGAACCCGAGUUCAGCGUUUUCUGGCGAAAUGGAAGGGAAUAGCUUGACGGCGACUCCUACUCCGAGCUCGUCGCCGUCUAGAGUGGUGAAGAAAGUGACUGGUUCAGUGUCUGAUGAUAGCAGCAAGAUUUAGGAGUUUGGUGAUGACGACUUUGUUUUGUCUUCGUUUGCCUCUUUCUUACUAUUUAAAUCUUGUACUUGUAAACUGUAACAAGCAGUUACUUUUAAUUAAUUAUGGGCUUUCUUUGA
Brassica rapa (field mustard) is the source of this 5628-nucleotide messenger RNA. RefSeq names its product growth-regulating factor 7. Gene Ontology annotation, biological process: regulation of DNA-templated transcription; developmental process; DNA-templated transcription. Gene Ontology annotation, cellular component: nucleus. Gene Ontology annotation, molecular function: ATP binding. The record is from RefSeq and is a predicted model, not a curated record. NCBI's taxonomy places the organism in Eukaryota, Viridiplantae, Streptophyta, Magnoliopsida, Brassicales, Brassicaceae.